AUCACAUUCCUAUCCGAAAAAUGAAAAAAAUGUUAAUCAUCGUUUGAUUAAUUUUUAAAAUUCACCAACACAUAAUUUAUUUAUUUAUUUAUAUCUAGAUUUAUCUAUUCUAUUCUACAGCAACAAAUACAAUAAUCGACGAAUCGUUUUAGGGUUCUUCAUAAAUACCUCUUCCCUUUUCCCCCGAUCCAAAUCCCUCAAUUAUUAACUCACAAAUCUUCAAUUUUUUCUUCAAUUUUUCACUCUCAACAAAAAAAUAUCAUCAAAUAAACACUGUUUCAUUUUCCUUCAAUCGUUUUCGUUUUUUUCUUUCAAUUUUUUGAAUCGUUUUUCUCUUCCCGGGGUUUUGCAUUUUUAUGGUCGAUAUGGAUGGAUUUGGUGGUGGGGAUGAUGUUCGAGGAAUUUCUAACAAACUAGAUCAAUUUGGGGAUAUUCCUAUUCCUAAAGAAGGUGAAGUUUUUGAUGCGACACAAUAUGCAUUUUUCGGUCAAGAUGCUUGUGUAGAAGAAGUUGAGUUGGGAGGGUUAGAAGAUGAUGACUGUUUGCCUGAGUCUAAUGAGGAGGAGUUCCUUCUUAAUAGAGAAGAGGUUGAGGAUGUAAAAUCUCUUUCUGAUAUUGAUGAUCUCAGCACCGAUUUUUGGAAGUUGAACAAGGUUGAAAUUGGACCACAAAGCACAGCAAUUAUCAGUGAACGGGGAUCAAGAGAAAAUUCUACGGCUGAAUGGACACGAAGGAAUGAUGAUCUUAACUGGUUUGACCAGAAUCCUUAUGAUAGUGAAGGUUCUCUGGAUGGUAGAAGACUGUCAUCACAGCCUUAUUCUUCUCUUGCCCCUUUACAAGAAUCAAAUUCUUUGUAUAGAACUUAUUCAUAUCCUGAGCAGCCAAGGCCGCAACAACAACAACCCUACAUCCAACAUGGCUCAAGUGAAUCAAUUUCAAACUGGUUUGAUCAGCCUUUUCGUGAUUCUGGAACACAGGAUGCCAAACGAUGGUCAUCACAGCCACAUUCCUCCAUUGCAAACGUAGAAGAAUCGAAGUCCUUGUACAGUACUUCUCUAUAUCCUGAGAAACCACAGGAGCUUCUUCAUUUUUCUAAUGAUUCUAUUUUGGCACCAAAUUCUUCAUUUACUUCUUUUCCUCCACCCGGUGGUAGAUCUCAGCAGGCUUCUCCAAGUCAUAAUACAGGUCCCUUAAACAUUCCUUAUCAUGCUGUAGGAGCUCAGAUGGCACUGUCUCCUCAAAACCGUUCUCAUCUAUCCAAUUCUGCACUACAGUUGGGUGGAUUAAACCAUGGAUCACCUGUUGGUGGAAACAUGCGCCAAUAUCCUAUGGGUUCCCCUCUUAAUCAACGAAUACCGAAUCAAUUGGUCAAUCAGGCAGGCCUAUAUAAUAAUGGAGUUCAUCCCAAUAUUUCUUCUGGUUUAGCCAUGAUCAACAAAUAUGAUCAGAUGCUUGGGAUGAUGGAACUGAGGGAUCAGAUGCCAAAAUCUGCCCAAAUGGGUAGACAGAAUAUCCGAUUUUCUCCUCAGGGUUUUGAUAUGAGUAACCAAAAAUUCAAUAAUGGAUUUCCCCGAUUUAGGUCUAAGUAUAUGUCGACUGAGGAACUUGAGAAUAUAUUUAGAUUGCAGCUUGCAGCGACCCAUACUAAUGAUCCAUAUGUAGAUGAUUAUUAUAACCAAGGCUGUCGUGCAAAAAAAGAUUCAAGUGAUAGGCGUCACUUUUCACCAGCUCAAAUAAGGGAAAUCCCUCAGCGGGCUUCUUCUAAUGAACCACAUGCUUUUCUUCAGGUUGAUGCUCUAGGGAGGGUUCCAUUCUCAUCAAUUCGCAGGCCACGUCCUCUACUGGAAGUUGAUCCACCUAACUCCUCACGUGCUGGUGAUCCUGAGCAAAAGAUUUCAGAAAAGCCCCUUGAACAGGAGCCAAUGUUGGUAUCAAGGGUCACAAUUGAGGAUGGUCUUUGUGUUCUUCUGGAUGUAGAUGAUAUUGACCGUUUCCUACAGUUUAAUAAGCAGCUUCAAGAUGGUGGAGAUCAUUUAAAACGUAAAAGGCAGGGUCUUUUGGAAGGUCUUUCAGCCACACUUCAGUUAGUUGAUCCACUUGGAAGAAAUGGACAUACAGUUGAACUUGCUGCAAAAGAUGAUUUUGUUUUUCUCAGGAUAGUUUCUCUACCCAAAGGUCGAAAACUACUUGCUAGGUACCUUCAACUACUUUUUCCAGGUGGGGAUCUUAUGCGGGUAGUCUGCAUGGCCAUUUGUCGUCAUUUAAGAUUCUUAUUUGGCAGUCUUCCCUCUGAUCCAACUGCAUCAGAAACUGUAAUUAACCUUGCUAAGGUGGUUUCAAAUUGCAUCUGUGAGAUGGAUCUUGUUGCACUUAGUGUUUGCCUUGCUUCAGUUGUUUGUUCUUCUGAGCCACCGCCUCUGCGUCCCCUUGGAAGCGCUGCUGGAGAUGGGACUUCCCUUAUUUUAGUAUCAGUGCUUCAGAGGGCUACUCAACUUUUAACUGAUCCUCAUGCGGCUAGCAACUAUACCAUUAGAAAUCGUUCUCUUUGGCAAGCUUCAUUUGAUGAAUUCUUUGCUCUUCUCGCCAAGUAUUGUUUCAGUAAAUAUGAUAGCAUCGUGCAAGCAUUCCUUGCUCAAGGGGCAUCAAAUAUGGCGGUCAUUGGGCCUGAUUUUGCUAGAGCUAUUAGCAGUGAGAUACCAGUUGAUCUCUUGCGUGCAAGUCUACCUCACACUGAUGAUCGCCAGAAAAAAAUAUUACUCGACUUUGCUCAGCGCUCUGUAGUUGGAUAUAAUAGUAAUUCUGGUGGUAAUGGUCACCAAGUAAACUCACAGUCCAGUCAGUGAUGAGAUAAUUAGAUAACGAGAGGCAUUCAUCUAUGGGUCUGUUUACAAAUUAGAAUGACAGUAAAUUUCACAACAGCCUUAUGUUUCUGGUUACUUUGGAGCAGUUUUAUGUGGAAGUAUCAGGUGCAUCUACCUUGAAAUUUUUUAGCACCUUCAUAUCUUUUUACUUGUUAAUGCCAUGUAGCUUUGUGAGAAACUUGCAAUCAGGCCCAUUGUGUAUUAUGAUAGACUUGGCUUGAUCUGUUCCUCUUGUCUUUUAUUUUCUUUUGACAGCGGGAGCAUUUUGUUACUCAGUUUGUUGUUUCUAGGGAACUUUAGUGGGUAGAAUGUCUAGGGUUAGGUUUAAGCUUAAUCCUAAUGUUCCUUUACUAUUAUCAUACAGGCAUGGGAUUGAUUUUGUCUAUUAUUCCUCAAUAUUUACCUUAAUAGGUUUCACUUUCACAUGUCCAAAUUGAUGUAGCAUUGUGGGGUAGGCCAAUUUAACCAUCGGACAAGGUGGUAUUGGCAUGCCUAAUAAUAAGUUAUGUCAACCUUGUUUCCUGGUGUUAUGGUUUUAGUUUCGUUUCGUCUGGUCGUCUCUUGACACUAUUCAAUUGCUAUACACGGUUUAGUUUUGUACCA
Molecule: messenger RNA, 3464 nt
Organism: Trifolium pratense (red clover)
Lineage: Eukaryota; Viridiplantae; Streptophyta; Magnoliopsida; Fabales; Fabaceae
Product: protein PAT1 homolog
Exons: 5
Coding region: 357-2843 (828 amino acids)
Biological process (GO): deadenylation-dependent decapping of nuclear-transcribed mRNA; P-body assembly
Cellular component (GO): P-body
Molecular function (GO): RNA binding
Source: RefSeq, a predicted model, not a curated record